UAGGAGUUCGGAUUCUCCACCCGAGUCGUCCUGAUUUCCCUUUUCCUCUCUUUUGGAAACAAGAGAGGUGGAGGGAGGCAACGAGGCUGCAAAGGAGAGGCCCGCCAGCAGAGUGCUGCUUUGACACAGUCUUAUUAUGGAAGUUAAGUGAAAAAAUAAAUAAAUAACUAACUCCGGACGUGGAGCUGCUGCCGAGGAGAAGACGGGGAAAGCAGACCGGUGGGCAGGCCAAUGGUUUUUCGGCAGCGCGCUGGCAAGUUUGUGGAACACUUUCUAGGAAUUAGGUCUUUUUCCUCCCCCUUCAUCUUCUUGACUUCUGAAGAAAGAACUUGGCUUUGGAUUGUAAUGGAGCCUAAGGACAGAGGGUUAGACACACUUGAAUAAUUUCUCCGACUGGGCAGAAUUUGUGGGAAUUUAGGAAGCCCGAGUGUGAGUGUGGAAAUACAGCAGCCUUUGACGUGCCCUCUGUUAAUUUGGAUGAAUCUACAUGUGCCCCAUUCAAGACCUCUCCGACAACCCCUUCUCAUCCUGCGAUUUGCUCUUCUUGACUUUAAUUAGUGUCUAGGAAAGGCUGAACUUUGGACCUACCUCUUGUUUUGAUACUUAUUUUUGUACGUUUGCUCUCUGGGAUUGGUUUCUUAAACAAUCUGGAUCCUUUUUAAUAUGUCAAAAUGAGUCUGCUGAUGUUUACACAACUACUGCUCUGUGGAUUUUUAUAUGUUCGGGUUGAUGGAUCUCGUCUUCGCCAAGAAGACUUUCCUCCACGGAUUGUGGAGCACCCUUCGGAUGUCAUAGUCUCUAAGGGAGAGCCCACCACUCUGAACUGCAAGGCAGAGGGCCGGCCGACUCCCACCAUUGAGUGGUACAAGGAUGGCGAGCGGGUGGAGACGGACAAGGAUGAUCCCCGUUCCCACAGGAUGCUUCUGCCCAGUGGAUCCUUAUUCUUCCUGCGCAUUGUCCAUGGACGUAGAAGUAAACCGGACGAAGGAAGCUACGUUUGUGUUGCAAGGAACUAUCUUGGGGAAGCAGUGAGUCGAAACGCGUCUCUGGAAGUGGCAUUGUUACGAGAUGACUUCCGGCAAAACCCCACAGAUGUUGUAGUGGCAGCUGGAGAGCCUGCGAUCCUGGAGUGCCAACCUCCCCGGGGACACCCAGAACCAACCAUCUACUGGAAAAAAGACAAAGUUCGAAUUGAUGACAAGGAAGAAAGAAUAAGUAUUCGUGGUGGAAAACUGAUGAUCUCCAACACUAGAAAAAGUGAUGCAGGGAUGUAUACCUGUGUCGGCACCAACAUGGUGGGGGAAAGGGACAGUGACCCCGCAGAGCUGACUGUCUUUGAACGACCCACGUUUCUCAGGAGGCCAAUUAACCAGGUGGUGCUGGAGGAGGAAGCUGUAGAAUUUCGCUGUCAGGUCCAGGGAGACCCUCAACCAACUGUGAGAUGGAAGAAAGAUGAUGCGGACUUGCCAAGAGGAAGGUAUGACAUCAAAGAUGAUUACACACUGAGAAUUAAAAAGGCCAUGAGCACGGACGAAGGCAGCUACAUGUGCAUUGCCGAGAAUCGAGUUGGGAAAGUGGAAGCUGCUGCGACCCUCACAGUCCGAGCUCGCCCCGUUGCUCCUCCUCAGUUUGUGGUUAGGCCAAGAGAUCAGAUUGUUGCUCAAGGUCGAACAGUGACAUUCCCCUGUGAAACUAAAGGAAAUCCACAGCCAGCUGUUUUUUGGCAAAAGGAAGGCAGCCAGAACCUACUUUUUCCAAACCAACCCCAGCAGCCCAACAGUAGAUACUCAGUGUCACCAACUGGAGACCUCACGAUUACCAACAUUCAGCGGUCAGAUGCGGGUUACUACAUCUGCCAGGCCUUAACAGUGGCAGGAAGCAUUUUAGCAAAAGCUCAACUGGAAGUUACUGAUGUUUUGACAGAUAGACCUCCACCCAUAAUUCUACAAGGUCCAGCCAACCAAACACUAGCAGUAGAUGGGACAGCACUGCUGAAAUGCAAAGCCACUGGCGAUCCUCUUCCUGUAAUUAGCUGGUUAAAGGAGGGCUUUACUUUUCUGGGCAGAGAUCCAAGAGCAACUAUACAGGAGCAAGGAACUCUGCAGAUUAAGAAUUUAAGGAUUUCUGAUACUGGCACCUACACUUGUGUGGCUACAAGUUCAAGUGGGGAGACGUCCUGGAGUGCAGUGCUGGAUGUGACAGAGUCUGGAGCAACAAUCAGUAAAAAUUAUGAUUUAAAUGACCUGCCAGGGCCACCAUCCAAACCGCAGGUCACUGAUGUUACUAAGAACAGUGUCACCUUGUCUUGGCAACCAGGUACCCCUGGAACCCUUCCAGCAAGUGCUUAUAUCAUUGAAGCUUUCAGCCAAUCAGUAAGCAAUAGCUGGCAGACGGUGGCAAACCACGUAAAGACCACCCUGUACACUGUGAGAGGACUGCGGCCUAACACCAUCUACUUAUUCAUGGUCAGAGCGAUCAACCCCCAAGGUCUCAGUGACCCGAGCCCUAUGUCGGAUCCUGUGCGCACACAAGAUAUCAGCCCACCAGCCCAAGGCGUGGACCACAGACAAGUGCAGAAAGAACUAGGAGAUGUCAUCGUCCGUCUUCAUACUCCGGUUGUCUUGACUCCCACCACUGUUCAGGUCACGUGGACGGUUGAUCGCCAGCCCCAGUUCAUUCAAGGCUACAGAGUGAUGUAUCGUCAGACUUCAGGCCUGCAGGCCACGUCUUCUUGGCAGAAUUUAGAUGCCAAGGUUCCCACUGAGCGAAGUGCUGUCUUAAUCAAUCUGAAAAAGGGGGUGACUUAUGAAAUUAAAGUUCGACCAUAUUUUAAUGAGUUCCAAGGAAUGGACAGUGAAUCUAAAACGGUUCGUACUACUGAAGAAGCACCAAGUGCUCCUCCACAGUCUGUCACUGUGUUGACAGUUGGAAGCCACAAUAGCACAAGUAUCAGUGUGUCCUGGGAUCCUCCUCCUCCCGAUCACCAGAAUGGAAUUAUCCAGGAAUACAAGAUCUGGUGUCUGGGAAAUGAAACACGAUUCCAUAUUAACAAAACUGUGGAUGCAGCCAUACGAUCUGUAAUAAUUGGUGGAUUAUACCCAGGUAUUCAAUACCGGGUCGAGGUUGCAGCUAGUACCAGUGCAGGGGUUGGAGUAAAAAGUGAGCCACAGCCGAUAAUAAUUGGGAGACGUAAUGAAGUUGUCAUUACUGAAAACAAUAACAGCAUAACUGAACAAAUCACUGAUGUUGUGAAGCAACCAGCCUUUAUAGCUGGCAUUGGUGGUGCCUGCUGGGUAAUUCUGAUGGGUUUUAGCAUCUGGUUGUAUUGGAGAAGAAAGAAGAGAAAGGGACUCAGUAAUUAUGCUGUUACAUUUCAAAGAGGUGAUGGAGGACUGAUGAGCAAUGGAAGCCGUCCAGGUCUUCUAAAUGCCGGUGAUCCCAGUUAUCCAUGGCUUGCGGAUUCAUGGCCUGCUACGAGCUUGCCAGUAAACAAUAGCAAUAGUGGCCCAAAUGAGAUUGGGAAUUUUGGCCGUGGAGAUGUGCUGCCACCGGUUCCAGGCCAAGGGGAUAAAACAGCAACGAUGCUCUCAGAUGGAGCCAUUUACAGCAGCAUCGACUUCACUACCAAAACCACAUACAACAGUUCCAGCCAAAUAACACAGGCUACCCCAUAUGCCACGACACAAAUCUUGCAUUCCAAUAGCAUCCAUGAAUUGGCUGUCGAUCUGCCGGAUCCACAGUGGAAAAGCUCAAUUCAGCAAAAAACAGAUCUGAUGGGAUUUGGUUAUUCUCUACCUGAUCAGAACAAAGGGAACAAUGGUGGGAAAGGUGGAAAAAAGAAGAAAAAUAAAAACUCUUCUAAACCACAGAAAAACAGUGGAUCGACCUGGGCCAACGUCCCUCUCCCUCCUCCCCCUGUCCAGCCCCUGCCUGGGACAGAGCUGGAACACUACGCAGUGGAACAGCAAGAAAAUGGUUAUGACAGUGAUAGCUGGUGCCCACCAUUACCAGUGCAAACAUACUUACACCAAGGUAUGGAAGAUGAACUGGAAGAAGACGAUGAUAGAGUCCCUACACCUCCCGUCCGAGGUGUGGCUUCUUCUCCUGCUAUCUCCUUUGGACAGCAGUCCACUGCGACCCUUACUCCAUCCCCACGGGAAGAGAUGCAACCCAUGCUACAGGCUCACCUGGAUGAGUUGACAAGGGCCUAUCAGUUUGAUAUAGCAAAGCAAACAUGGCACAUUCAAAGCAAUAAUCAACCUCCACAGCCCCCAGUUCCACCAUUAGGUUACGUGUCCGGAGCCAUGAUUUCUGAUUUGGAAACAGAUGUUCCAGAUGAUGAUGCCGAUGAUGAAGAGGAAGCUUUAGAAAUCCCCAGGCCCCUGAGAGCCCUGGACCAGACACCUGGAUCCAGUAUGGACAAUCUAGACAGCUCUGUGACAGGUUCAAUGGUAAAUGGAUGGGGCUCUGCAUCUGAUGAGGAUCGUAACUUUUCUAGUCAUAGAUCUAGUGUAGUUAGCUCCUCAGAUGGCUCCAUCUUUGCCAACGGCAGUUUUGCACAAGCACUGGUGGCAGCAGCAGAUAAAGCUGGUUUUAGGCUGGAUGGAACCAGCCUUACAAGAACAGGAAAAGCCUUUACCUCCUCUCAAAGACCUCGACCCACCAGCCCAUUUUCUACUGACAGUAACACCAGUGCAGCCCUGAGUCAAAGUCAGAGGCCCAGGCCCACCAAAAAACACAAGGGAGGGCGAAUGGACCAACAGCCAGCGUUGCCUCAUCGAAGGGAAGGAAUGACAGAUGAUCUUCCACCACCACCAGAUCCCCCACCAGGUCAGGGUUUAAGGCAGCAAAUAGGCCCGAGCCAGCAUGCUGGUAACGUGGAAAACUCAACAGAGAGAAAAGGAAGCUCCCUAGAGAGACAACACGCAUCCAACCUAGAAGACACAAAGAGCUCAUUGGAUUGUCCAGCUAGAACCUCCCUAGAGUGGCAGCGACAGACCCAGGAAUGGAUAAACUCCACAGAACGCCAAGAAGACAUACGGAAAGCCCCACACAAACAAGGGGUCGGACCAGAGGAAACCUUGGUACCCUACAGCAAGCCCAGCUUCCCAUCUCCAGGCGGCCACAGCUCAUCGGGAACAGCUUCUUCUAAAGGCUCCACGGGACCUAGGAAAGCUGAGGUAUUGAGGGGAGGCCACCAGCGCAAUGCCAGCGACCUUCUUGACAUAGGAUAUAUGGGCUCAAAUAGUCAAGGACAGUUUACAGGUGAAUUAUAGUAACUGAGAGGAGACAUACAAAGCUGCUCUGAAGGACCACCAGGUCCGAACUCAUGGAAGUGAUGACACUAAACAGUGCAAUGAACAAUUUAUUUAUGUACUAUUAAAAGAACUGUAAAUGCAAUGUAAAGACAUACAGCCACACAUAUCCCACAGAUAUUUUACUUGUGUUCUUCUCUUAAGUACACCACCCACCUUAACUCUUUCUUGUCAGGAGUAUAUAAAAAAGAAAGAAAACAAAACUCGCCCUCCAGGAAGAAAAGGAUUUUCCUCUGUAUAUAAUUUCUUUUGCAUUGCUAUGCAAGCUCACUCUUUUUAGCUCUGUUCAUAUAAUUGUCUGUUUUUAUUGGUCCGUUGUACUAUAUGUGAAUUAAUAGGCUGUGGUGCCAUAUAUUAACUUUUAAUUGUGUAACUUUUAUGUUUAAAUUUUGCACUGCAAUUUUAUUUGGUGAUAAGCACAAAUCUCUACUCCUCAUGACAUGAAGAAAAAAGACUGAAUGUGAAGGGAGUUCCCGUACUGUAAGCUGGGUUGGAUAACGCUGGUUGUAACCCAUCUUGGUAGAUGGUUUUCAGUUGGGGUUGUAGAAAUAGGAAGAUGCAAAGGAACAAUUGCGUUGGCAAAGUCUUCUUUGAACAUCAGGGACUGAGUCAAUAAAAAAAAAGAGCAGAAGGGUGGCUUUUACUAUUGACAAAAGCAGGGGUCAAAAGGAGGAGGUGUAAGUCUUAAGUCUGAAUAUGCACUUAGAGACACAGGUAGCAAAGAUGUACUAAACUUACUUAAAAAAAAAAGAAAUUAAAGUUUUAUUUAGAAUCAGUUUCACCUGAGAUUGUAAUUGACCCAUUUGAGAAUUAUAAGAAGCAAAAGGAAACUGAAGGGUUUCACAAGAGCUGUAUUUAUAUUGCGGUUUUUAAAGACGCAGUCUCUGAAUUAUCAUAAUUAAUCUCUCUGAUUCAUGAAGUCAGAAUAUAAUAUGAAGUUCCCCAAGGAAACUAUCAACAUGAAGUCUGAAAUAUCUAGGAAAAAAAUGUAUUAGGGCAUACUCUGGCUGAUUCCAAAUACAAACUCUGUUGCAGAAUCUUGUUUCAUCUUUCUAAUACAUGUACAGUACACACUAGAGGCUGGAGCUGCAUCAUUUAAAUUCAUUACUUUUAGAAAACAAUGCAGUCUAUAUAUACAAUUUUGUGUUUGACUUGAUUGCGAAGUAAAGUCGAUGCCACCAAAUGUAUGGCCAAAUUGUAAGUGCUUAAAAGGCAGUGCUCAGAGUAUGUUCCGUUCACAGUAAGUAGAUUUAUUGGAAUAAAUAUUUUAUGGUACAUUUUCAGAAAUUGGCUACCAGCUAAAAUACGUUUGACCCAUUUUGAAUGAGUAAAUUGAAGAGAAAAAUUCAAAAGGAGAAAAAUGCAUGUUUAUACACUUUUUAAAUAAAACCAAACCUUGUAAGUGGACAUUCAUAACAGUGUCCUGCCUCAUUUGUUUUCACGACUUUGAGAAUAAGAAGUUCCCGAACAUCAGUCACGUACGCACAAAAGAAAUGUGACUUUGAAAUAUACGCUAGCUACUGUACAUGUAUAGUCACUCGAGUAGACAAGUACCCCUGGUGACAUGGGCCCAUGUGCUCCCUCCACAAUCUGAAAUUCUAUUUCUAUCUAUACUUUCUCAUAUUUUUCCUAUAAUGUAUUCAAUAGUUGACACUUCUAAAAAUAUUCAAUGGAAUAAUCAGGAUCAGCUGUAAAACAUGGGACCCCUUUGAAUGACACACUCCAGGAAUUAUUGGCUCAGUCAUCCAUUUGUGUCAUGUUGUUAUAGCAAAGGGAUGAUAUAAUUAAAUGUUCCCAUCUAUUUUAUUCCCUGAAACUGCACCAGCACAGGCAAGUGCAGAAUGUAGCAUUCUUCAUGGGCUCCAAAACCUUCCUGGGGCCAUGUCGUUUGUUUCUUCACUGAAGAGAACGAGUUUUCCAACACAUGCUUUGUAAACCCUUUCUCAACUUUCUACCAUCAGUGCCUGAAUUUUAAUGCAGUUUGAUUUCUCCGGGAAAACGGGAGAAGGUGAAAAGUUUCUGCAAGGAAGGAAUAACAUAAUUACUCACACCUCUUAAGAUGUGAGGAUUUUAAACUUUUCUUUAUGCAGUUGUCUACUUCACCUCCUUAUAUUUAAAGACAAACACUUUUCUAAGAGAUUUUAUUCAUUUGCGUUCUCUCUGUAUGCUCCUCUAUUACUCAAUUUAUUCUUAAACUUAGGUUCAUUACACACAUCGCACAUAGCCUGUGAUCCCUGGUAACUGACUUUUGACAAUGAAGUAUGUGUGUACAGAGGACUUUUGGAAUAAUGUGAGACAUAGCAUCAUAUCUUACUGAUUGUCUUCAGUUUAAAAAAAUGAACUGUUACAGUUAGAUUCUAUCUAAGCAGACCUUGGGGUCACUUGGAAUAUUCUUUUAGAAUAGUUCAUGUUGCCUGUUCAAUCUUGUUUUAAAUAUAAAUUAGUUAAAUCAUUCACCCAAAAUAUCACCCUCAAAUUAAUAGGGGGUAAAAUAACAUGCUUUCGCUAUACAAAUUCUUUCAAAAACUCUAUAAAAAAUCAAAAAAAAACCCUCAACAACAUGCUACAUAUAAAAAGCUACUAUUGGGUAUCAGUCCGAAUCAGAAAAGAAUACAAACUUGCAUGACAGCCACCAUAGUUUUUCUCUUUGUAACUUAUUAAAUGAAUGUGAUUAAAAAUUGAUGGAGCUCACUUUUUUGCGGGUCCAAACAUAAGCCAUCGAGAAGCAAUCUGACUGGGAGAGAAUAUCAUCUUAUCCAGCAUUCAUAGGUUAUACUGCUUUGCAGUAAUGUCCAACACAAGCACAACUUCCUUCAUAACAGCAAAGCCUCCUUUGGGAAAAUAGACUCAGGUAUGCCAGUGUAUGCAGGUGGAGAUGCCAUAUGCCUCCUCCAGAUAUUUUCUAAGUGAUUUUUAAAGUAAGAUGGGAUAGUUCAAGGACAUAAAAACAAUGGAUUCCUUCACAGAAUUCAAAUCCAAUUCAAGGAAGAAUAUAGAAACCAACAAGUAAAGUACAACAUAAUCAAGGGGAGUAAAACCAUUACAAGUUUUCUGUUUUGAGUAACAAAACAGAUUUAAUGAUGUUCUGUGUCAUAGUUUAACGCUCUGGAUAUUAUUUUCAAUGGGACUUGAGUUGAAAGUUUGUAUGCGCUUUGGUAGAACACCUCCUAAUUUCUAUUCAAUAAAUUUAUGGAAUUGUCUGUUGACAGUAUAAUGAUAACAAGACCAAUGAGCUCUAAACUGUUUAGAGCUGAGGGUUUAUCUUCACCCCCAGAAAGUGACUGUACACUGGUAUUAAAAAGAUGCAGAAUCAUAACAUUCACUAAUUUGUUCAUCGACUUCUGUAUAUUGUUCAUAGAAUUACAUGACAAGAAUUGGUGUAAAGCAACAUGUCCUUCCACAUUAUCUUAGAGGUGAAAUUACUUUUGAUUUGCUUCUCAAUAAUGUGUACUUCAAAUGAAACACCAUUGUUUUUUAAAACAACAUUCAAUUUGCUAGUUUUAUUUUAGUCUCAUAAUUUCAAAAGCAUUUAUUGUGACUUGAAAGUGUUGCAAGAAAAGGGAUUUUUGUGGCCGUGGUAGACUUUUUAUACUUUGUUUUAUAGAUGGAUUUUUUUAAACUGUAGUUUGUUGAAGUCACCAAACAGCGUCCAAAAUCUUAAUGUGUUUCAUUUGAUGUUGUUAGAUCAGCAAAGAAAUUGGCAUAAAAUUGGUCGAUAGUAUUGUCAAAGAAUUGUGUAUUGUGUACUCACUGGGAAAAAAAAUAAAAUAUAUUCACAUUUCAAA
Molecule: messenger RNA, 9100 nt
Organism: Otolemur garnettii (small-eared galago)
Lineage: Eukaryota; Metazoa; Chordata; Mammalia; Primates; Galagidae
Gene: ROBO2
Product: roundabout guidance receptor 2
Exons: 29
Coding region: 672-5276 (1534 amino acids)
Molecular function (GO): protein binding
Source: RefSeq, a predicted model, not a curated record